AUGGCUGCUCUCAAGCCUGUUUAUAAUCUGCCCGAUGAUGCAGUUUGGUUUAUUACCGGCUGUUCUUCUGGCAUGGGUCAAGCUCUGGCACAAAUCGUUGCUUCACACCCAACCCAGCGCUUAGUGGCCACAGCACGCAAUGUGUCCAGAUUGAGCGGCAUUGUCCCUACAAAUGACUCUCGAGUCCUUUUGACAGCUCUGGAUGUCAACAGCGCCGAAUCUAUCAAGGCCGCGUUCGACUCCGCGGUCGCUACCUUCGGCCGCAUCGACGUUGUUGUCAACAAUGCAGGCUAUGGUCUGAUGGGUGAUACCGAGUCAUUCGUGACGAACGCUGAAGAUAUGGACAAGGCUCGCAAGAUCGUCGAUACGAAUUUCUGGGGCACCGCCCAGGUGUCCGCCCACGCCGUGCGCGUCUUCCGUGAUGAGAACCCCAAGAGCGGCCAGGUUGGCGGCGUGGUGCUGAACGUCACAUCCAUCGGUGGUUUCGCUGGGUUCCCCGGCAGCGCGUUUUACCACGCCUCCAAGUUUGCAGUGGAAGGUUACACCGAGUCUCUGAGCAAGGAAAUGCGCCCUGAGUGGAAUAUCCACUUUUGCAUCGUCGAGCCCGGUGGCACAAAGACCAACUUCGCUGGCGACAACAUGUCAUGGCUCUCUUCUCACCCGGCUUACACGGCACCUGACACUCCUACCAGGCUGCUGGAAGGUUACGUCAAGAGCCCAGACAUGCAGGCAACCUGGGCGCCUAGUGAGCAUGUCGCCGCUGCCAUGUAUGAGGUUGUCGCUCGGAAGCAGGCCAUUCCGCUCCGGCUUCCCACUGGCGCACCAGCUUGGUCGGUGAUCAAGGACAAGUGCGAGGAAGUGGACAAGGCACUGCUUGAGAUCAAGGAUCUGAGUUUCGCGGUUGACGAUGGCUUGGUCAACAAAAGUGGCGAAUUCCUGAAUAAGACUUUCUAA
Colletotrichum spaethianum is the source of this 954-nucleotide messenger RNA. RefSeq names its product putative oxidoreductase. The record is from RefSeq and is a predicted model, not a curated record. NCBI's taxonomy places the organism in Eukaryota, Fungi, Ascomycota, Sordariomycetes, Glomerellales, Glomerellaceae. The coding region runs from base 1 to 954 and encodes 317 amino acids. The transcript has 3 exons.